This is a messenger RNA of Eruca vesicaria subsp. sativa (arugula), 681 nucleotides long. NCBI's taxonomy places the organism in Eukaryota, Viridiplantae, Streptophyta, Magnoliopsida, Brassicales, Brassicaceae. The record is from the annotation of a GenBank genome assembly.
AUGAAAAUAAAGAAGAAAGGUAAAGUCCACCCAUCUCCUCCUCUUCCAUCAUUUCCUUCUUCUUCUUCUUCAUCCAAAGGAGAUGACUGUCUCUCUGUCUUGAAGCUUCUCCCAGCUGUGAUUCUCCUUCUCGUCUCCUCUCUCUCCCCUGAAGACAAACAAGUCCUUGCUUACUUAAUCACCAGAACACUCCCCACCACCAGCAACACCGUUUCAAGAAGCUCGAAGAAGAAAUCAAGAACUCUUCAUAAACCUCCUCUUUUCGAUUGUGAAUGUUUUGAGUGCUACACAAGCUACUGGCUUCGAUGGGACUCUUCCCCUAACCGUGAGCUCAUCCACCAGAUCAUCGAAGCUUACGAAGACCAUCUAACCAAGAGCGAGAAAUCAAACGUCAGAGGAAGAAAGAAAUCACGUCGUCGCGGGGUCGUGGAGAACUUGGUUCGACCUGAAGAACCGGUUGCUAGUAAAACAACAGAACCGGUGGAGCCUGUGUUGGUGGUGGCUUCUGAUGAAGUUAAGACCCAGGAGUCACCGGAGAGGUUGGUUGGUGAAACGGAAAUGUUGAGGUUUCCGGUGGUGGCGGCGGUGACUAGGCACAAGGGUUUGGCGAGGAAGGUGUUACCGGACGUGAUGGGUUUAUUAAACUCGCGUUUUUGGAGACUUUGGAAUCCGAAUGCGUGA